UCCGAAUGUUAUUGUAGGAAUGACAGCUUUGGAAGAAGUCUGAUCUGCAUGCCUUCCUCUUUGCAGCGAAUACCAGAGGAUAUUCCACACGAUGUUAGAAAGAUCCGAAUCGAAAACUCCCGUCUGGCAGAACUGCCUCGGGGUGCAUUCUCCAGAGUUCGUGCCUUGGAAUACCUGUGGUUAAACUUUAACCAGAUCACGCUCAUGCAUGUGAAGAGUCUGCAGCAUUUGCAGGAUCUGUCCGAGCUGAGGCUGCAAGGGAACAAACUGCGUUCAGUACCAUGGACAGCUUUCCAGGAUUGUCCGGCGUUGAAGAUCUUGGAUCUGAAGCACAAUCGACUGGACGUCCUCCCAGAAUACGCACUCAGGCAUCUCAUCAACCUCACCUUCCUGGACAUGUCUUUCAACCAACUCACGGUGAUUUCCCAAGAUGUGUUCUUGAACUGGUCAGUUUAUCAGAGGAGCCAGCAGCCUCGGGAUCAGGGGAACCGUCAUCCCAACGCAGUGCUGGCCCUCCAUGAUAACCCGUGGCUCUGUGACUGCCGCCUUAAAGGUUUUGUGCACUUUAUCAAAUCCAUCAGCCCCCCUUUGAUUUUGAUGAAUUCUUACCUAACCUGUUCAGGCCCGGAGUCCAGGACCGGGAAAUUUUUCUACGAGGUGGAACUAAAGAGUUGCUUUAAACCGUUAGCAACGGCCGAGGUCAGGAACAUCAGCGUUUCACUGGGAGACGAGGUCCAUUUGUUUUGUGAGGCUAAAGGAAAUCCUACCCCUACUGUGUGGUGGACAAAUGGUGGGAAGAUCAUUCGGAAGUUUAAUGUGUCUUUUGCAAAUAUUGAUGAGGAAACAGUAAAGUCAGAGUUGGUGAUUCCAUCAGUUCAGAGUACCAAUGAAGGAAGUUACAUCUGCAUUACUACAAACUAUCUUGGAAACUCAUCCGUGCAGAUCCUGGUAAACUUUUUAACUUCAGAAUCUUUAGGUACCCUAUCGUCCUUGACCCCUACAGCUUCCGAAGAAGAGAAUGUUUAUAUAGAUGUGAGGAUUGCAAAGCAAACAGUCUAUGGCAUAACCCUAGAGUGGUACGCAGCAACUCAGAACCCUGCUGAGACUUGGUACACCCUGCACUUUGGGAAAUUCGAAGACGCUAAAAAGGAAAUGAUUUAUAUUGGACCAGGAGUAAAUACUUAUUCUGUUAAUGAUCUGUUCCCAGCGACAAAGUACAAGGUGUGUGUUACACUGAGGAAUCAGCCUCCGAAGAGCGGUCAAUGCAUUAUAUUUGUUACCGGCAAUGACAUUAGUGAACUGGAGCAGAGGGAGAAACUCAUUCACAUUAUAGUCAUUGUUUGUGCCAUGAUUCUGGCAGUCCCGGCUGGAAUGUAUGCUUGUACAACAGAAACGCGUUUCAGCUGCUUUGAUAAAUGCAGCAAGUUUUGUCGAAGACAAAGACGAGAGAAAGCACUGAAAACAAGAACACAGGAUGUCGCCUUUGACAGCCUGCAGACAGGUAGUGAUGCUGAGCUUUGCAACAGAAAUUCCAAGGAAGACAGGAGAAGACGUAAAAAAUCAGAAGACAAAACCCAUAAGGUCAAAACGGAGCACAAAAAUAGUGAUGAAUUAUAUUAA
This is a messenger RNA of Hemiscyllium ocellatum (epaulette shark), 1620 nucleotides long. RefSeq names its product leucine-rich repeat, immunoglobulin-like and transmembrane domains 2 (gene lrit2). Gene Ontology annotation, molecular function: protein binding. The coding region runs from base 49 to 1620 and encodes 523 amino acids. The transcript has 3 exons. The record is from RefSeq and is a predicted model, not a curated record. NCBI's taxonomy places the organism in Eukaryota, Metazoa, Chordata, Chondrichthyes, Orectolobiformes, Hemiscylliidae.